This is a messenger RNA of Diaporthe citri, 1284 nucleotides long. RefSeq lists its product as uncharacterized. NCBI's taxonomy places the organism in Eukaryota, Fungi, Ascomycota, Sordariomycetes, Diaporthales, Diaporthaceae. The transcript has 3 exons. The coding region runs from base 1 to 1284 and encodes 427 amino acids. Gene Ontology annotation, molecular function: FAD binding. The record is from RefSeq and is a predicted model, not a curated record.
AUGGACGAGGGACAAAAACUGCACAUCGUCAUUGCGGGAGGGUCGCUGGGAGGCCUUGCAACUGGCCUGGCGCUGAAGAGUCUGGGUCAUGACACAAUCAUAUUAGAGCGAAAUCCGACACCUCUGCUUCAAGAUCAAGGCGCUGGAAUAGUGGCUGGAGGCGAUACUCUCAGAUUUCUCAAGACCUAUAUACGAUGUGAUAGACCCGUCGCAGUCAGCUCCCGCAAGCGGCUUUACCUCGAAAAGGAUGGCAACAUCAUCCACACUGAGGAGAUGGAACAGAACAUGACAUCAUGGGACUUGACAUACAAUCUUAUGCGGGCAAACUAUGACUACACCAAGAAUGACUAUUGUGAAACGCCUUCACCUCUACCAAAUGAGGGCAAAGCAGUACACCUGCACGACCGAAAGGUCACGGGGUUCAAGCCGGAAGGCAAGGGCAUUCGGGUGGAAUGGGAGUCUGGUGACGGAGAGAAAGGCAGUAUCGUGGCCGACUAUUUGAUCGGUGCCGACGGUCCCAGCUCCACGAUCCGCAAGAUACUGGAGCCCGAGGUCCAGCGCAAGUUCACGGGCUACUGCGCCCUGAGGGGCACGGUCCCCGAGAGCGAGGUCAGCCAGGCAGCCAAAGAUGCAUUCAGCGAGCGGUUCACGUUCUUCCACGCCAGCGGGGUCCAGAUCCUGGCGUACCUGAUCCCGGGGAAGAACGGCACCACCGAGCCGGGCCAGCGCCUCGUCAACUUCGUGUACUACACCAACUUCCCCGAGGGGUCAGACGAGCUCGAGGAGGUCCUGACCGACAAGAACGGCCAGCGCAGGCACAUCACGAUGCCGCCCGGGAUGAUGCCGCCGGCGGCCUGGGAGAAGCAGAAGCAGAUCGCGCGGGACAGGCUGCCGCCGCAGUUCGCAGAGAUCGUAUGCAAGACGAAGGCGCCCUUUGUGCAGGCGAUCACGGACGUCAUCACGCCCACAAACGAGUACAUGGACGGCAGGGUGAUCUUGGUGGGGGACGCCCUCGCGGGGUUCCGGCCGCAUACCGUGGCGUCGACGUCGCAGGCUUGCUUCGAUGCUAUGGUUCUCGCCGACUACCUUGGAGGCAAAAUCUCACACGAUGAUUGGAAGAAGCAGACUCUGGGAUUCGCUAGGUUGAUACAGAAGAGGGGUGUAGAUAUGGGCAACCGGAGCCAGUUCAAGGAGCUGCCGCUUGAGGAGCAUAUUCGCGAUCGAAAUGUUGCUAGCACGCCGAGAGAUAGGGAGGUCUUCCCAGAUUGGGCAACAGAAAUCUGA